This is a messenger RNA of Chilo suppressalis (striped riceborer), 1215 nucleotides long. Lineage: Eukaryota; Metazoa; Arthropoda; Insecta; Lepidoptera; Crambidae. The record is from the annotation of a GenBank genome assembly.
AUGUGCGAGCAAAAGCUGUGCGGCAAAGCUCCGCACCCCGCUUGCCGGCCGGCGAGCGGUGAGCGGCGAGCGGCAAGCGAGCGAGCGGCAGUCAGCCGGCGGCCUCCGACCGGCGCGCACGUGUGUUCCGCGAGUGCAGUGAUUAGUGCGAUGCCCGCCCGCGCGCUGGCCCUCCUCGCCGCCGCGGCCCUGGCGCUCGCGGCCUCCCCGCCCGACCCCUGCUACGAGGACGGCCACCCUCGCCGCUGCAUCCCCGACUUCGUCAACGCCGCCUUCGGGGCCCCUGUCGUUGCUUCUUCCGUUUGCGGCCGCCGGAGCCCCGAGCGUCUUUGCGACCCACCUGGCGACCAGCCUCCCGAUACCGCCUGCCAUGUGUGCGAUACCGCCAGACCCGACCGUCGCCAACCACCGCAACACCUCACCGAUCUAAACAACCCCAACGACGUCACAUGUUGGCGCUCCUCCGCUCUCCCGACCGCUUCCUACGAUUCACCACCCGACAACGUAUCCCUGACCCUCUCCUUGGGCAAGAAGUACGAGCUGACCUACGUCAGUCUCCAGUUCUGCCCGAAGGCGGCUCGGCCCGAUUCCGUCGCGAUAUACAAGAGUGCAGAUUACGGCGUCACUUGGCAACCUUUCCAGUUCUACUCCAGCCAGUGUCGAAGAGUUUAUGGAAGACCAAACAAAGCCACGGUGACGGCGGCUAACGAGCAGGAGGCCAGAUGCUCGGAUUCGCAUCGCCUGGCUGGAGAGAACGCAGCUGGUUCUCGAUUGGCGUUCAGCACCCUGGAAGGUCGUCCGAGUGCCGCGAACUUUGACGUGUCGCCAGUGUUGCAAGAUUGGGUGACGGCUACUGAUGUGAGGGUGGUGUUCAAUCGGUUGCAUAUGGUGAACGAGGGAGAUGAGAUCGAUCCGAAGAAACAGGCGGCCCCGGGUACGCAGCACUACGCUGUUUCGGACUUCGCAGUGGGCGGUAGAUGCAAGUGCAACGGGCACGCUUCUCGGUGCGUGAUGCAGCAGGAGGGUGCUACGCAACAGCUGGUCUGCGACUGCAAGCAUAACACCGCUGGCCGCGACUGCGAGCGCUGCAAGCCAUUCCAUUUCGACAGACCCUGGGGACGCGCCACCGUCAGAGACGCCAACGAAUGCAAAGCCGCGCUCAUGAAUGUGGCUCGCCGCGCCGCACGCCGUCGUAUUAAAGCGCGGUCCAAGUGA